AUGGAUGUUCCGGUUGAUCCAGAAUCUGAGGACGAAUACGAUUUAAAUGUGCCAGCUAUUUCCGAAGUUAUGAAAAGAAAUCGAUAUGUAAAAAUACUAUCUCAUAUUCACAUAAAUAAUAAUGACAAUAUUCCUCAGGACAAUAAAGACAAAUUAUUCAAAUUACGUCCUAUGAUAGAUAGUUUGAACCAAAUGUUUAGAGAGUCUUCAUCCGGAACUCGUGAACUAAGUGUUGAUGAGUCUAUGAUUAAAUUCAAGGGUCGCAGUACGUUAAGGUAAUAUAACCCAAUGAAACCCAUAAAAAGGGGGUUACAAAAUGUGGUGUAUUACAGACCAGAACGGGUAUAUUAUGAAAUUUUCGGUGUACCAAGGAAAAAACGAAACGUUAGAAAACCAGUUCGAGAACACUAAUUUGGGAGAAAGAAUUGUAUUGCAGUUGACAAAACCAUUUUGGAACGAAUCUAGACUUGUAUUUUUCGAUAACUAUUUUACAACUAUUCCACUUCUGGAGAAGUUAAGAACGCAACAAACAUAA
Messenger RNA from Cinara cedri, 535 nucleotides. The record is from the annotation of a GenBank genome assembly. Lineage: Eukaryota; Metazoa; Arthropoda; Insecta; Hemiptera; Aphididae.